UUCUUCUCUUGGGAAGAGAGAAAGGGUAGACCUAGAGAGAGAGAGAGGAGAGAGAGAGAGGGAAGGGAGGAUGGCUCUGCUGCCGUGCCAGAGCCUGCCCGGCAUUGGCUGCGGCAGCAUCGCCCUGGCACGAGCGAGGGUGCAGCAAUGUCUGGCAGCGGCGUCACACGCGCCCUUUCUGCCUCCACUCCUGCGCGCCAAUGGCGGCGGCAGGACGGGCCGUUCCCCUGCCUCCGUUAAGGCUGGCAAUGCGAUAGGCUUCGGCCGGCGGAGACGGAGGGACCUGCGCGUCGUCGUCGCGGAGGCGAGCGCGGCGGCGGCGGCCAAGGUCACCACGGCGUCGCCUGGCGGCGUCAGCAUCAGCGACGUGCUCUGGCCUUCCGCUGGAGCAUUCUUGGCCAUGGCAGUACUGGGGAAAAUGGACCAGAUGGUGGCGUUCAAGGGAGUCUCCUUGACGAUUGCGCCCCUUGGAGCGGUCUGCUGCGUGCUUUUCAGCGCUCCAGACUCGCCUGCAGCCAAGAAAUACAAUAUGUUCGUCGCCCAGAUUGGUUGUGCAGCAUUAGGCGUAUUAGCCCUUUCGUUGUUUGGGCCAGGCUGGUUAGCAAGAGGUGCAGCUCUUUCUGCCUGCAUAGCAUUCAUGACCAUCACAGGCGCUUCACAUCCUCCAGCUGCAAGCUUGCCCCUCUUAUUUAUUGAUGGCCCGAAGUUUCACAAUUUGCAAUUUUGGUAUGCACUUUUUCCUGGAGCUGCAGGCUGCGCCGUCCUUUGCUUGAUUCAAGAGGUGGUGGUUUACCUAAAGAAGAACUUCAAGUUUUGAUUCAAGCAGCAUGACUUGAUGGCUUCUUGUGGCAGUGAUUCUACUAAUUAUUCAAUCAUGUACCAUAAAUUACAUGACCUGCAUUUGCAAGAAGAUGAGAAAAAUGUAGGCUUACUGUCACUUGGUUAAAGAAGAAAGAAGACCUUCCUUGAUACUUUGUACUGAUCAAAGUGCAGGGUACAAACGUAGGCUUACUGUCACUUGGUUAAAGAAGAAAGAAGACCUUCCUUGAUACUUUGUACUGAUCAAAGUGCAGGGUACAAACGUGAAGACAUACCAAUCUCUCAUUGAAUGAAGUCUGACAACUGUACACACUGAAUUCCUGACCUCUUUUUUUUGGUAAUAUCAGUCAUGUACUGUAAUUGUACAAAUCUAAAUAAUCAGGAAUACUUCAUGAUAACCUCUGGCUAUCUGAAGGGAGAUCAGUUGUUCUAGAACAGAGUUGCAGUUGCAUGAACA
This is a messenger RNA of Setaria italica (foxtail millet), 1276 nucleotides long. RefSeq lists its product as uncharacterized. The coding region runs from base 71 to 817 and encodes 248 amino acids. The transcript is spliced from 5 exons. The record is from RefSeq and is a predicted model, not a curated record. NCBI's taxonomy places the organism in Eukaryota, Viridiplantae, Streptophyta, Magnoliopsida, Poales, Poaceae.